ACUGAAGUGUAGUUGAGCUGUUGUGUGUUUGUGUCUCUGUAUUCAUGCUGUAAAAUGGCAGAAGCCAGAAUUUCUCAGGAGGAGUUCAUGUGUCCAGUGUGUCUGGAUCUCCUGAAGGAUCCAGUGACCAUUCCCUGUGGACACAGUUACUGUAAGAUCUGUAUUACAGGCUGCUGGGAUCAGGAGGAUGAGAAGAGAGUCUACAGCUGCCCUCAGUGCAGACAGACCUUCAGUCCAAGACCUGCUUUAGCUAAAAACACCAUUCUGGCUGAAAUGGUGGAGAAACUGAAGAAGAUUAAACUUUCUGCUGACUGUUACGCUGAAGCUGGAGAUGUGCAGUGUGAUGUCUGUACUGGAAGAAAACACAAAGCCGUCAAGUCCUGUCUGGUGUGUCUGAACUCUUACUGUCAGAAUCACCUUGAACAACAUGAGAGUUGGUUUAAAGGAAAGAGACACAAUCUGACUGAAGCCACUGGACGACUGCAGGAGAUGAUCUGCCCGAAACACGACAAGAUCCUUGAGGUUUUCUGCUGCACUGAUCAGAAGUGUAUAUGUGUGCUGUGUACGAUGGAUGAACAUAAAAACCACGACACUGUAUCAGCUGCAGCACAGAGGACAAAGAAACAGCACCAGCUGAAGGAGACGCAGAGGUGGUUCCAGCAGAGGAUCCAGCAGAGAGAGAAAGAUCUUCAGCAGCUGAGAGAGGCUGUGGAGUCUCAUAAGCGCUCUGCACAGACAGCAGUGGAGGACAGUGAGAGGAUCUUCACUGAGCUCAUCCGCUCCAUUGAGAGAAGCCGCUCUGAGGCCACACAGCGGAUCAGAGAUCAGGAAAAGACUGCAGUGAGUCGAGCUGAAGGACGACUGGAGCGACUGGAGCAGGAGAUCAAUGAUCUGAGGAGGAGAGACGCUGAGCUGGAGCAGCUUUCACACACAAAGGAUCACAUCCAUUUCCUGCAGAUUUUCCAGUCUCUCUCAGCUCCUCCUGAAUCUACAGAUGUAAAUGACGAUCCCUUCAGUUCUCUCUCCUCUUUUGAUGUUGUGAGAGAAUCUGUCCGUCAGCUGAGAGACAAACUGGAGGAUUUCUGCAAAGAGGAGCUGAAGAAGAUCUCUGACAGAAUCACUUUCACCAACAUUGUUCCCAGAACCAGGAACGACUUCCUACAAUAUUCCCAUCAGCUCAACCUGGAUCUGAACACAGUGAAUAAAUACCUCCGUCUGUCUGAGAGGAACAGAGUGAUUACAUUCACUAACACAAAGCAGCCGUAUCCUGUUCAUCCAGACAGAUUUAAUCAGUGGUUUCAGGUGUUGUGUAGAGAGAGUGUGUGUGGACGCUGUUACUGGGAGAUUGAGAGGAGUGGGCGUGAUGUGCGUAUAUCAGUGUCGUAUGAGAGUAUCAGCAGGAAGGGAUCGGGUAAUGAGUGUGUGUUUGGAUAUAAUGAUCAGUCCUGGAGUUUGAUCUGCUCCUCCUCCAGUUACUCAUUCUAUCACAAUGACAUAGAGACUGAACUCCCAGUAAAGUCCAUCAGCAGUAGAAUAGGAGUGUAUGUGGAUCACAGUGCAGGAACUCUGUCCUUCUACAGCGUCUCUGGAGACACAAUGAGCCUCAUCCACACAGUCCAGACCACAUUCACUCAACCGCUCUAUCCUGGGUUUAGGGUUUAUAAUGGAUCAGUGAAACUGUGUUGA
Megalobrama amblycephala (Wuchang bream) is the source of this 1686-nucleotide messenger RNA. Its product is annotated as tripartite motif-containing protein 16-like. The transcript is spliced from 6 exons. The record is from RefSeq and is a predicted model, not a curated record. NCBI's taxonomy places the organism in Eukaryota, Metazoa, Chordata, Actinopteri, Cypriniformes, Xenocyprididae. Gene Ontology annotation, molecular function: zinc ion binding; protein binding. The coding region runs from base 55 to 1686 and encodes 543 amino acids.